AUGGGAAGGCUAGGGAUUAUCUUGCUGCUUUUUGACUCUGGUCAAGCAGCGAGAAAUCUGAUGGAUCUUUGCAAAGAAGAUGAAAUUAUAAACAUUAAAACUCUUGAAUGCGUCCCUUGUCCUGAAGGAUUCAAAUGCAAAAACGGAAGAAAGGAAAAGAUAAGAGGUCCCCCUCCUGGCUUGGGAUGGGACUUCAAUAAUCACAAAUUUUGCCCAGCUGGUUACAAAUGUGUUGGAGAAUGGAUGAAAAAAUGCGACAGAGGCUUUUAUUCCACGCACAAUUCAGGAGAAUGCUUAAUUUGUCCCGUGAAACAUUUCUGUCCAGAACCUCAUCUUGUCCUCGAGUGUCCUGAUGAUGCUCUAGGUCUUCAUGGAGUCGAAGAAUGUGAGUUUCCACCAGGUCAUGAUCAUCAUCGAUCAAGAAGAGCGGUCCAAUGCAAUGAUGAUGAGUACAUUACUGAUAGUGGCGGUUGUCAAAGCUGUCCUGCUGGUCAUUCUUGCGAUUCGAACACUUACACACGAUGCGCAGAUAAUCAAGUCGCUGCUGCUGGUGCAGCGUCUUGCAGUUCCUGUGGUAAUGGUAAAGUGCCGAAUACAGAUCAAAGUGCUUGUGUUAGUUGCCCCAAUGGAUACAUUGAUGGCACUUUUUGUUUGCCUUGUCCUUCUGGAUCUGACUGCAGCUCUGGAUCUCCAGUACCGUGUCCGAUUGGUGAAAAAUCCACAGGAGGAGGUGCAUGCACUCCCUGUGCUGCAGGUUCUGAGUGCCCGCAUCCGAAUGUGGAACAAGCUUGCAAACAAGGGACUUUUUCCAAAGGAGGCCAAGCUUUUUGCCAACCAUGUCCUGCUGGAUUUGCAUGUACUCUGCAAGGUGUUCUUACUAAAUGCACGCCUGGAACGUACAGUUCUGUUGGAGAUCACUUAUGCCGCUCAUGCAAAGCUGGCUAUUACUGUCCUGAUACCACCGAAACGAGUCAAAUAAGAUGCCCUGAUGGACAUUAUUCUGUUGCUGGCGCGGCGGUUUGCACGGUCUGUCCAGCUGGUCAUUAUUGCACUGACCAGACGAAGAAAGAUCCAUGUCCAACUGGACAAUAUUCCCAAGAAGGCGAGCUUCAUUGUACGAAAUGUGGUUUUGGCGUAUCAUGUGAUUCAAGUGGAAAUAUAAUAUACUGCAGUCCAGGACAGUACCGAGAUGCUAACGGAGCAUGUGUUGCGUGUCCAACUGAUCGCUAUUGCCCAGGAAAUACUGAUGCACCUCUCUUUUGUCCGUUGGGUAUGAUUCCUGACUCCGGGUCCGAAUGUAAAUUCUGUCCCGCGGGUCAGUUUUGUGAGACUGGCGUAGAAAACGGUACCCCUUGUACUCCGGGUAAUUAUUGUCCUGAAGGGUCUUAUUUCGAGACUCCUUGUCCUGCUGGUACAUAUUCGAGCACUCCUUCUUUGACAUCGAGGAAAAAUUGCUUGAAAGCUGGAAAAGGAUUUUGUACUGAAAAAGAAGGCUCGACAACAAGAGACGAUUGCCCAGCAGGAUAUUUUUGUCCUGAUGACGAAAAUUCAUCAUGCCGAGCUCAUCCGUGCCCACCAGGAACUAUGAGAACGACAACUGGAGGAAAAAAUGAAUCAGAUUGUAGUGAAUGUAGCCAAGGAAAAUGGUGUCCCGCAGGAUCAACGAUAGAGCAACCUUGUCCCCAUGGUUUUUUCUGUGAACAAGGAGAGAAAAUCGGCUUCCGUGAAAAAUGUCCCGCUGGAUAUUAUGUCACUGGCAAUGGAUUAAACCCCACCCAGAAUCCUAGUUCUUGCACUCUUUGCGCGGCUGGAUAUUAUUGUCCAGCCGGUUCUGAAAAUUAUCCUGCAACUAGACAAAUUCCUUGUCCAGCAGGAACUUAUGUACUUCCUGGUGAAACCGGUUUUUCAGAUGAAGGGGAAUGUCAUCCAUGCGAGGAAGGGAGGUAUUGUCCUGAACCCGCUAUCGUUAAGGCCGCAAGUGCUUUGAAUAUUUGCCCAGAAGGUCAUUAUUGUCCAAAAGGAACUGUUUCAGAAAAUCAAUAUCCAUGCCCAGCGGGUACUCAACAGUUUUCAACUGGAAUGACGAAGGUCGAAGACUGUAAAGCCUGCUCAGCUGGGUUCUACUGUCCAGUUGCCACUGGUUUUGAGUCUCCCCAGGAUAUGACAUCGAAAGUAGCAGCUGUGCGAAUGGACUGCAACCCUGGAUACUACUGUCCUGAAGGCUCAACUCAUGGAAGUCUUUUUCCCUGCCCGGCUGGAACUUAUUCUACAAAUGCAAGCUUGGAAGACGCUACUGACUGCACAAUAUGCCCAAAAGGAUAUUAUUGCUUAUUCGGCUCAAGUGUCCCGACUGGUCCUUGUCCACCGGGUCAUUACUGUCCUGCCGGAACGCAAUCAAAAAAUGAAAACCCAUGUGACGCCGGAACUUAUCAACCACACUUUCUACAGGUAGAUGAAAAUGCGUGUCUACCCUGUGACGCUGGAAAUUUCUGCGAGCAAGGGGUUGCUCAACCAGUGCCAUGUCCAUUCGGAACGUACUAUAAUACGACUGGAAAUACGGCAAAGAGUGACUGCGAAACUUGUACUGCUGGACAAUUCUGUGGCGCUGGGACAGUCUUUCCUGCAGAUUGCCCGCCUGGAUUCUAUAGCAAAGAAGGUUGGUCUUCUUGUGAAAUUUGCUGGGAAGGAUACUACUGCAUCGAUCCUGGAACAUCUUUUGAGACAAUGCUUAAUCAGUUUUGCACUGGUGGUCGGAUUUGUGAAGAAGGGACAAUUGAUCAAAACGACACUUUUGAAUGCGAACGAGGCUUUGUUUGCCCAGAUAACAUCGAAGAACCCAUCGCAUGUCCUCCAGGAACAAUUCAGUCAGAAAAGGGCAAAUUCAUACUAAGAGAUUCUUCUGGAAAUUCUGAUUGUAAAAAAUGUCCAGCUGGCUAUUUUUGCCAGGAGGCAUCGUGGUACUACAAUACAAAUUUUCUUUGCGACAAGGGUUUCUAUUGCCCGGAUGACAUCGAAAAUCCGUAUAAAACAUCCGCAACUGGUACCAGUAACAUGACUUACGGACCUGAUAUUAUCGGAUCAUAUGGACCCCAACAAGUCCCAUGUAAGCCUGGAACAUAUUUAGAUGAACGUGGUGGCGAAACACAAGAUGAUUGUAACUUUUGCGAAGAAGGAUAUUAUUGUCCUCAAGGAUCCCCAGAAAUGAUUGCGUGUCCUCUUGGGUUUUACUGCCCAGCAGCUGUCGGAGAGCCUGUUCCAUGCCCAGUUGGAACAUUUGGUGAAAAAUUAUAUCUAGUAAAAGCAGACGAGUGCACCGACUGUACAAAGGGAUAUUACUGCGAUUCAGUUGGACUCUUACAACCUCGAGGCCCUUGUGAUCCUGGUUACGUCUGUCCAGGAACAAGCCCUGGAGCUUCUGUUUCUAAUCCAAAAGUUGUAGCAGAGGGAGGAUAUGUUUGCCCACAAGGUGGUUACUGCCCAGCUGGUACUUACGAACCCUGGGGUUGCCCACCAGGAACCUUCUCAAACUCCACAGAACAAGUUGACGCCAGUGAUUGUGAAGUUUGCACGCCAGGAUACUACUGUUCCGAGCCAGGAAAGCCCUCUGUAACUGGUGCAUGUAUCGCAGGGUGUUAUUGUGAAGGUGCAACGCCAGAAUCACCCGACAAAGGUGCUUAUCACGAGUGUCAAGAUCCUUGCCCACAGGGACACUACUGUCCAGAAGCAUCAGAUCUUCCAAUUCCUUGUCCUCGUGGAACCUAUCAACCUCAAGAUCGAAAAGAAUUUUGCUUGCCUUGUCCCCCUGGUUUUCAAUGCCCAAGUCUAGGAAUGCUUGAGCCAAUCUUAUGCGAUGCUGGCUAUCACUGCUACAUUUCUAACGGCGUCGGUGAAAUUUCAACAAAACUCGGAUCCAUCGGAACAAUCAGUCAAAUCGAGCCAGAGCAUCACUGUGGAGUUGGAAAAUAUCUUUCACAGAAAGGAGCAUCGACAGAUGCAAUGUGUGUCUUCUGUCCAAGAGGCCACUACUGCGAUGAAGUUGCUCUUGAUAUCAUUGACAGUAAUGAUCGGAGUUGCAACGGCGGUUUUGUCUGUGAAUCCGGCGCAAAUGUUCCUAACCCUGGAGCUGACGAAAACAGUGUCACUGCCGAUACUACUGGAAAGAAAUGCACAGUAGGUCAUUAUUGCCCUGUAGGAGCUACGCAACUUUAUGAGUGCGAUUACGGAACAUACAAUCCAAUAACAGGCUUAGACAGCAAAGAUAAAUGCUUGGACUGCUUGCCUGGAGAAUAUUGCGAAGGCAGAGGACAAGAUUCUUCAACAGGGACCUGCGCUGACGGUUUUUAUUGUGAUAAACUAGCGAUGCGACCAAAUCCGUUCCCUGAUGAUUUCACACGCGACGGAGAUCAGCCCGGUGAUGAAUGUGAUGCGGGCUCGUUUUGCACCGAUGGACUAAAAGAACAAUGCAAUCUAGCGUUUUUCAAUGACGAAAUCGGUCGAAGUGAGUGCUUGCUUUGUCCUAAUGGAUUCAAGUGUCCGACCACAAAUCUAACUGAGCCAACUGCUUGUGACGAAGGAACUGUUUGCCUAGGACCACCAUCGGUUGAUAAUCCAACUGCAUCUCAAACAACCUGUCUUGGUGGAACAUACGGUGCCACUGGAAAAACUGGAUUUAGUGACUUUUCGCAAUGUAGCGUUUGUGAGCAUGGAAAGUCUUGCAAUAACAAUAUCAGAUCGGAUAUUUCUCCUGGCUAUUUUUCAAGAUCUGCAGCGGCGUCGGCAUCACCAAUCGACACCAGAAGCUGUAAUCCAUUAAGUGACGAUUUGCCUAGUCGAAAUGAUCCAAUUUAUCAAGACAGAUGUGGGCAGUGUCCAAAGGGGUACUAUUGCGAGGGUGAUCCAACGAAACCAAAUCCACAGCCAUGUGAGCCUGGAAAAUAUAACGACGGAAAACGAGGCACAUCUUCAGGAUCCUGUGAUAACUGUCCUGAAGGUCUUUAUUGCCCAUUGCUUGCCACAACUUUAUCCGACGCGAAAGAAUGCUCGAAUGGCUACCACUGUGAUGGUUCUGGCAUAGACUCUCCAGUUCCUGUUGGGUUGCAGUGUCAACCAGGAGAAUAUUGCAAAGCUGGACUUGCGCAAAGCUGCAGUGUAGGAACAUUUACUGCGAUAGAAGGAACUAUUGACUGUUCAAAGACAGUAGCUGGUUAUUUUCAAAAUGAAACUGGACAAAUUGACGCUUAUCCAUGUUCUCCCGGCCAAUACUGUGCUGUUGCCGAACUUGCUGAGCCAAAUGGUGAUUGUCAACCAGGCACAUAUUUUGGCGGAAUAAUGCUCUCUGAUGAGGAUUGUGUUCCUUGUGAACCUGGGUUUGUUUGUGCCGACUCCGGAAUGACGACUUUUAAUGUGACAGUUUGCCCUGGCGGCAGCUUCUGUCUUCUUGGCUCAAGUGAAACUGAGCCGUGCACAGAGGGUCAUUACUGUCCUGAAGGAUCUGAAACAGAGCUUCAGUGUCCACCUGGAAAAUACUGCGAAUCGAAUGUUGAAAUUUACUCCGACUGUAGUGCUGGAGCUCUUUGUGGCGCCGGAUCAGUAGAUGAUCAAGGGGAACCUUGCCCUACCGGUGCCUAUUGUGAAGCCGGCACACCGAUUGCUAUCGAGUGCCCUGAAGGAUACUGGCGAUCUCAACAACAAGGACAAACUGUUAACGACUGUUCAAAGUGUCCUGAAAAGACAUACUGCCCAGCAGAUAGAGUAAAGAUCGACAACAGCGGUGGAGGAGUUCAAUGCUCUAAGGGUUUCAUUUGUGAAGAAGCAAGCUAUACAGAUAAGCUCAAAAGAUGUCCUGCUGGUAGCUCUUGUAGCGAUGGAAGUGAAAAUAACUGUCAAGCUGGCGAAUUUCAAACAGAGGACGGCAAAUCGAUCUCAUGCACCGCUGGUUACUACUGUCCUGACGGCCAAUCUCAACAAACCAACGUCGAAUAUGAAUGCCCCAAAGGCUAUUAUUGCCCUGUAGGAUCUCCUUAUCCAGUUGCUUGUGAACCGGGAACUUAUAAUCAAUUCGAAAGAAAAGAUGCCGACACAGACUGCCUCCCAUGCACAGAGGGCUACGCCUGUCCCGGAUAUGGUAACACCGCUGCAGAUAAGGCAUGUGAAGCUGGUUAUUACUGUCCUGCAGACAGUACAUCAACACGAGAAGAACCCUGUCCAGCCGGUUAUUACUGUCUAGAGUUGCAGAGCAGAGGUGAUAUCAAUCCUUGUCCUCAAGGAACUUGGUCUGAUAGAGAACGACUAACCAGUCAAGAAGAAUGUCAACUGUGUCCAGCAGGAAAGCUUUGUGAAUGGACCACGGAUCCACUUAGCGAUUACAAUGACUUGCAAUCUUGCCCAGCUGGCUUUUAUUGUAUUGAUGGAGAGCAAUUCGAAUGUCCUGAAGGUCACUACUGUCCGACACAAGAAAUGUCAAUGUACAUACCGUGUCCUGAAGGUACUUAUCAACCUGAUUUUGGAAAGGAUAGUUGCAUUGCUUGCGGUAUUGGCCAAGAUUGUCCAUUUUCCGAUCUUGGACGAACAAGCCCAGAAAACUGCAAUGACGGUUGGUUCUGCGCCGAACAAACUCUUCUUCCUGAUUAUAUUUACCCUGUUCCUUGUGAUCCAGGAACAUAUCACGAUGCAGCAUCAGGUGCUCUUACAAGUGCUACAUGCAAAACAUGUGAGGCUGGAAAAUACUGCAACACAAUCGGUCUUUCUAGCUCAUCCCGUUGCGAGGCUGGUUAUAAUUGCAACGCAGGAUCAGAUCAUGCCGCUCCAGACGCAUCCUGUCCUGGGAUUGGAGAGGGAGACAUUUGUGCAGAAGGAAAAUAUUGCUCAUCCGGCCAGCCAGAAGCAGAUUGCAGAGAUGGUACCAUCAGUCCCUUCACUGGAACAAGCACUUGUUUCUCAUGUCCGAAAGGAUUUUCUUGUAAUGAUAAAAUCACCCUCAAUGAAUGCGCUGAUAACAGUUACUGUGAAAGAGGACGACCUCCAAAAGAAUGCAGUCCUGGAGAGUUCAAUGAUAAUAAUCGUGGAACAUCAAGAAAUGCCUGCGAAAAAUGCCGUCCAGGUCAUUAUUGUGAAGGUGGAACUAAUUUCUUACCUCAAAUGUGUUCUGCUGGAACGAGCUGUUUCCGAGCAGAUUCCGAAACACCUUGUGUAGCUGGAGAAUUCUGCCCUGCUAAUUCAACACUGCCUUUACUUUGUCCUCCUGGCAUGGAGUGCUUGGACCCAUCAACUCCGACAACAUGUCCUGAUGGGUCUUAUUGUGCUCCAACAAGUAAUGAGUCCGACUGCCCACAAGGUCAUUUCUGUAAUUCCACUGAAGUCUACCCGCAACCGUGUAAUAUGGGAACAUAUAAUGACCAGUUCAAUCAAUCAGAUGAGUCAGUCGCCUGUAAAAACUGUGGUAAUGGACGAUAUUGUCCAGGUGUCGGCACAACUCAAAGUUCUUCAAGCAUCUGUGAUGACGGCUACUACUGUCCUGAUUCUCAGCCGAAUUACGAAGCAACUUCAAUCAUUUGUCCGCCGGGAAGUUUCUGCAGUAACACCGGAGAAAAAGAAGCAUGCGAUGCUAAAACGUAUUCUCCAACUGAAGGAUCUAGCGAGUGCAUUGAUUGCCCCGAUGCUUUCAUGUGUGAUAAUCAGCAAAUUAUUCCAGAGCCUUGUGAUGAAGGCAAAUACUGUCAGAACGGCGAAGAAAAUACUUGUGGAAGCUCAAAUCUUGGCUAUUACAGAGAUCUUAAAUAUGGCGUCACCGAAGAGGACUGUUUUACUUGCCCAGAAGGUUACUUCUGCGAUCGAACCGGCAUACUCAAUACAACCAAUGAAUGUGAGCCUGGAUACUUCUGCACACAGCUUGGUGAUGCUGCUCAGCCAUCCGGUAGAUACAUCGAUGAUGCCGCUAUCUGUCCCGCUGGAUACUUCUGUGAAGAUGGAAAUCAACGAAAACCAUGUCCUCCGGGAACCUAUAAUCCAUCUCAAGGUGCCAAAACUGAAAAUGACUGCAUCGAUUGUACAGGAGAUUGUCCAUAUGAAGCAAUGACUGCUGAUAGCCAGUGUCCGGCAGGCUACGAUUGUGCGAAUGCUACUGUGAGAUGCCCAGCUGGAUAUUUCUGCGCGCCUGGUGUCGGAAAAGCGCAUUGUCCUGAAGGAACUUGGACUGAUCGUCUCGGACUCAAAUCAGCGGAUGAAUGCUACGAUUGUCCAGAGGGAUAUUAUUGCCCACAACGCGUUGAUGGGGAUCCACCUCUUGCUAGUUUUUCAGACAUAAGCUCAUCGUAUGUAUGCAAUCCAGGAUACUACUGUCCAAAAGGAUCGUCAAGAGGAACUGAAAGACAAUGUCCGACAGGUUUCAGAUGUCCCGUCGGAAGUUCAAUCUAUUUGGAAUGUGAGCCUAUUCAUUAUUCUGGACCAGGGCAAGCAAGUUGUGAUCCCUGUGAAAGCGGUUUUACUUGCUUCUACGCAGAUGCUGACUCGAACGGGCAGAGAAAAUCGAUCAGAGAAACAUGUCCUUACGGAAAGUACUGUCCUGGUUAUGGUGCUAUUUCAGAUCCGCCUGGGGGUCAAAAUCUAUGCCCUGUUGGAAAAUAUGGCCCAUCACAAGGAGCAGCUCAAGCCGAUGAUUGCAAACCAUGUCCUGAAGGGUCUUAUUGCAACAUCCCAGGUCAAGGAACAGAUAACCUGGAGAAUUGUGGCGAUGGAAGCUACUGCCCAGAGGGAAGUAGAGUUGAAGCUCAAGAAGCUUGCCCAGCAGGAAAUGCUUGCAAUAAUGGAGUUACAUUUGAAUGUCCAGAAAAUCAAUUUUCUAUCGAAGUCGGUUCAACUCAAUGCUCUCCGUGUAACAAAGGCUACAAGUGUAAUGGCGGUGAUAAUGUGACAGACUGUGAAGAAGGAAAAUAUUGUACUAGCGCUGGAGCUCUUCUUUGUCCUGCUGGAACCUAUAAUAGCUACACGACUGGAGGUUCUCUUGAGGAUUGCAUCCCAUGCCCUGCUGGUAAAAUUUGUCCAGAAGAAGGAGCAAUCGAUACUUCCAAUGCUCUUGAUUGUGAUGCCGGCUUCUACUGUGCAGGUGGAAACACGGAUAUUUCUAAAGAAAGUUGCUCUGUUGGAUCAUUCUGUCCGUCGGGAUCGCGUUUUCCUACCGCUUGCCCGCCAGGUUAUGAGUGUGAUGGAACAAAUGCUGUUGAUUGCGGCGCAGGAGAUGCAUGCAAGAUAGGAUCUGUCAUUCUUCCAUGUCCUGAGGGUCACUUCUGUAAUGCGACUAUCUCCAGAUAUCCGAUCAGCUGUAAUAGAGGCACGUCAAACUUUGGCAUAUCUGAAGAUAGUAUCGAUGGGUGCACUCCAUGUGAAAAUGAAGUUUGUGAUGCAGUUGGCCUCGGCGGCACAUUGAACAAUAUCGACACCCCAUGUCUUGGUGGAUACUACUGUGAUAAAGAAGCGGACCGACCAGAUUUCAAACAAUGUCCUGCGGGGUCAAAAUGUCCAGAUGACAGUUCAGAAGCUAAAGAAUGCUCUGAAGGCACUUUCCAGCCAUCACAGGGUCAGACAGAAUGCGAAAUGUGCCUUGAUGGUUUCCUCUGCGUGAAAAACUUCACUGAUCCGUUUGCAGAUCCAUGUCCAGAAGGUAGCUACUGCGCUAAUGCUAAACAGACCUUGUGUCCGAAAGGCGCCUGGCUAGGUCUUCAAGCGCAAGUUAAUGUCAGUUCCUGCGAUAGAUGUCCAAAUGGCAAAGCUUGUCCUGAUAGAGGUAUUGCUGCGAUAGCUGACAUGGAAGAUUGUGAGAGUGGAUACACCUGCAUUUCUGGUGCAACAAAAAGAAAUCCAUCAACGACUAAGCUUGGAGGCUUCCUUUUGACAGGUCGAUGUGAGCCCGGAACUUUCUGCGAUAAUACUGAUGUUUCGAAAAUAACUUAUCCCAUCAAAUGUCCUCUUGGAACUUAUCGAGAUCGACGUGGUGCUGAGAACGAGGAUGAUUGUUAUCCAUGUUCGGCUGGCCACUUUUGCGGUGAAACUGGAAUUGAUAUAAAACCAAAUGCUACAACUGAAUGCGCAGCAAAGUUCAACUGUGAUAUCAAAGGUUCAACAAGGUUGUAUGGAGCUAUAGAUGAAUUUGGAAGUUCAUUUGAUCCUCUGGAGCUAGCGCCACCGUCUCUUCCUUUCGAUCAAAAUCCUUGUGAAGCAGGUCAUUACUGCGAAAAAGGAAGCACUUCAACUUCUAAGAGUCCAUGCAAAAAGGGCUCCUACAAUGCCGCAGAAUACAACGACGAUCCUUCCUGCACAGAAUGUACUCCUGGAUUUUAUUGUGAGACCGACGGACAAACCGACGUGAGUGAAGAAUGUACAGAAGGUUAUUAUUGCCCAGCUGGAAGCAAAUCAGCUAGGAAUAAGUGCGGGAGAACAAUGCAAUGCCCAGAAGGGUCAGCAGAUGAACAAGAUUGUAAACCAGGAUUUUAUAACAAGGAGACCGGUCAGCCCGACUGUCAAAAGUGCCCAGAUGGAAAGUUCUGUGAUCCUCGCGAAGGUGGAACUCUUCCUUGUCCCAAAGGUUUUACUUGCAAAAUGGCUUCCGAGGAUGAACCACUCAAAAAGUGCCCGAAAGGAACAUAUAAAAUUCGAGAAGGAAAUAGUGAAUGCCUUGAAUGCCCAUUGGGUAAAUAUUGUGACGGUGCAGAACCUUGGGACACAACUGGCGAUUGUGCUGGUGGCUUUGUUUGCAACAGUGGUGGCUUUGCUGAAUAUCCAUUUGAUACCGCUAAUUUUACUGCCUGCCUUCCUUCCUCAUCAUCAGCUGAGUGUGAGCCUGGACAUUGGUGCGACGGUGCAAGGCAAACUCCUUGUGACCCAGGAUCUUACAUGCCACAUGGAAAAGCAAGUGAAUGUAUCGAAUGUCCUGAUGGUUAUGCUUGCAAUGAUUCUGGUAUUAUUGAUAUUGAGGAUUACGCUUGCGAACCAGGAUAUAUUUGCACUGGUGGUCUCAUACAAAUUCCUUGCGAACCAGGAACAUAUAAUCCGCGACCAUAUGGAAUAUCAAAAGAAUUGGAUUGCUUUCCGUGUCUAAGAGGAUACGUCUGCCCUAACUCAGGAAUGUCUGAUGUCACAGCGGAUAACCUUUGCUCAGCGCGACAUUAUUGUCCAAAAGGAUCUGCAAUCGAGCAACUAUGUCCUCAAGGAUUCUAUUGUCCAAACUUACCAGAGAAUAAUGCUGGUGCUUCUCCUAUUCGUUGCCCAGCUGGAUACGACUGCUCUGAAGGGGGAAUCGAAAAUUUCACAGAGAAUCCCUGUCCACCAGGACUUUUCUGCCCAACCGGAAUGCGUGUAUCAUCAGACGCUAUCAGUUGUCCUAUCGGUAGUUAUUGUGAACCAGCAACAUCGCAUCCAGUUUUUUGUCCACCGGGUCAUUACGGACCUCAAGAAGGUCUCUCAGACGAAGGCGACUGCGAACAAUGUACCGAGGGUUUCUUCUGUCCUGGAUAUGGAAACACUCCAGAUACUAUGCAACCUUGUUUGGCUGGUUACUACUGCCCUGCUGGAAGCGACCGAGGAAAUCAACUCGUUUGUCCCGAAGGAUUUAUGUGCCCAGAAGGUAGUGAAAUGCCAAUUGCGUGCAACGUCGAAGCUGGCGACUCUGAUGGUGGUGUAUAUCAAGAUCAAAGAGGUCAGGCAAACUGUAAGAAAUGCCCCGCUGGCUUUUACUGCUAUGUGAACAACGAUGGCUCAGGUGAAACUGGAGUUGUUGUUCCUGCGCUUUGCCCAGCUGGCUUCUAUUGCCCUCCAGAAACAGGUGACUAUUCCGAGACCAUGUGUGAACCUGGAAGUUACAACGGAGUUCUUGGUGCAACUGAUCCAACUGAGUGCACACCUUGCUGGGGUGGUUACUACUGUCCGAGUGAAGGCCAUUCUACAGGUGACGGAAAGACAAAUGACGAUCCGACUGAAAAACUCUGCGAGGAAGGAUACUACUGUCCAGCUGGUUCUAUCAGUAAAUUCGAAGAAGAGUGUCCCGGAGGUGCCUAUUGUGAGGCGGGAUCUUCUGGUUAUCAUCCAUGUCCAAGAGGAACGUCAAGAUCAAGCAAAGCUGGAGCUGUUUCAGUUGAUGAAUGCAAGCCCUGCCCAGCUGGAUAUUACUGCCGAUUUGGUGAUUCUGGUGAUGUUGAGAGUAUAACUGAGACACGCUGCGAGAAGGGCUUUGUAUGCGUUGAAGGAGCAUAUCUUCCAGCACCAAAUGAUGACAAUAGCACAGAUCCAUUUAGCCCUACGUUUGAUUGCGAUGGCCUAAGAACGAAUGAGACAUAUUCUCACGGACAAGCUUGUAUCGACAAAGCAUACGACCUUGGAUACACUGGAUUCCCAUGUCCGAAAGGAUUCCGAUGUCAUCAACGAUCAGCAGCACAGCAGCUUGACAUCUGCGCUCGUGGAUAUUACCAAGAUCAAUAUGCUCAAUCUGACUGCAAGCCAUGUCCAAGAGGUUAUUUUUGCCAAGAACUUGGAACACACGAGCCAGAAGUUUGUCCAGUCGGUCAUUAUUGUCCUGCUAGACUUGAAAACCCAAUCCCAUGCUCUCCUGGAUUUUAUUCUAAUGUCACUGGUCUUUAUGAGUCGAGUCAAUGUAAACAGUGUCCAGCGGGUCACUUCUGCGAGGGUGAGAAUCACAUAGAUAUUUGUGAGGCUGGUUACUUCUGCAGGCGCGGUGCUUCAUCAGGAAAACCAUCAUUUGACCAAAACGGCAAUGGCGAGUGCCCGAGGGGAUAUUAUUGCGAAGCCGGAACUGUUCUUCCGAAACCGUGUGCUCCUGGCCGUCAUGGUCAGGCAAAAUUGCUUGAAUCUGCGGAUUCGUGUGAUCCUUGCCCUGCUGGCAACUACUGUCCGUAUAAAUCGAUGAACUCGUUGGAAUAUCCACUGAACAGCUUUAAAUGCAAAGAUGGCUUCUAUUGCGACCCACAAAAUGUAACUGAUGAUACACUCAUUACAGUUCCAGAUCCAAUGAACUUUAUCUGUCGCCCAGGUAGCUCCUGCCAAGCUGGAAGACACCAAGAAUGCCGAGAAACUCGAUAUCAAUCAGCUGCCGGCCAAGGAGACUGUCUUCCAAAUCCACAGGGUUCGAUGGCCGACGUGGCCGGAACUGCUUUCCCCGAGCAGUGUCCUCUUGGUAAAUUCUGCAGUUCUUCGUCAUUCUCGUCCUUUUGUGAGCCAGGAACAUACAAUGAUGAAUCAAAUAAUAUGGGUCGUCAGAGCGAUUGUAAGCCUUGUCCAGCAGGAAAGUACUGUAACAACGGUUUUAUCGAAGGAGAUUGUUAUGGCGGAACGAUGUGCUACGGGGGUUCGUCAACUCCAAAUCAAGACAAUCCCGACAAGAUCUGCCCAGAUGGGUACUACUGUCCUGAGGGCACAAACGAAACUCAAAUCUGUGAUGACGGAGAAUUCAUCAAAGGUACCGGUCAGCCAAGUGACGCUGAUUGCAAACCUUGUCUGGAUGGUGAAUAUUGUCCUGAAAGCGCCAAAACAGUAGCUGAGUGUGGAAAAGGAGGCUGGUGCGAAGACGGAAAAUUCUUUCCUUGCCCAGAAGGUACAUACAAUGACGAAACAUCAGGAAAAUCUGAAGCUGGUGCAUGUAAGCCUUGUCCAGUCGGUCACACCUGUCCCCAUGAAGGAAUGACUGAGCCCGAGCGAUUCCCAGCACAAGCCGGUUAUUUCAUUAAUGAGACAGGAUCAGAUAGCAUGGACUUUCAAGAACCAUGUUUACCAGGAUUUUUCCUCGCGAAGACAGCUUCGAAAGAUAUAUUGGAGUGCACUCCUUGUCCUCCUGGAUAUUUCUGUCCCGAUGAAGCAAUGGACUAUCAGCUCGGAUGCCCAGAAGGCUCUUAUUGCGUUGAAACUGAAACUGUGGCAGAUUUAAAUUCUACCGAACCAGCACUUUGUCCAGAAGGAUACUUCUGUGACCGAACAAACAAGAUCGAAAAGUGCCCAGCUGGCUAUUACUGCCCGGAAGGUUCAGCGUUCCCAACAACUUGUCCUCCCGGAACAUAUUGUCCAGAAGACGGACAAUGUGGUUAUGAUGAAUUUACAGGCGAAGAUCUCGGUAUUUCUGCAAAUAACACUUCGCCUUGCCGAUGUUCUUCCGGAUACUUUGAGCUUGAAGAGUCAAAGAGAGAAUCGGAAGAUGAUACUUGCCAAGCUUGCCCACCCGGUUAUUACAGGGAGCUAGACACUCGCGUAACAGAGUCUUGUUUACCAUGCCGAAGUGGUGUUCUUUGUUUCUCACCAGCAAUUACUGACUUAUGGAACGUAACGAUCGCGAAUAACACGAACACUAUCAAGUGUCCUGAUGGCUACUUUUGUCCAGAAGCAGCUCUCGAGCCGAUACCUUGUCCUCAAGGAACAUAUUACAAUCUGAAUGAGACUGACAAUCUCGGCUUAGAAUUUGAAGAAGUUUGCGAGCUUUGCCCUGUAAAUACGUUUUCAAAUUAUGAAAGAUCCUUUGAAUGUUCUCCUUGUGGCGACCUUGCUGAACAAAAACAAGAAGGAAUGAACAAAUGUCAGUGCUAUGGCAAAAACCGCGUGUUCCAACCAUCAAGUGGAAAAUGCCCAUGUCGAACAGGUUAUAAAGCUUCCGAAGAAGAUGGCGAGGAAGGUGAUUGUCGACGAGUAAUUUAUGAAAUCUGCGCUUCCGAUCAGUUCCGAAAGUCAAACGGUCAAUGCCUAACAGAAGAUGCGCUUGAAGAAGACUGCCGAAAUUCCGGGUGUCCAGAGGGUACCUUUGUCGGUGUCAAUACUCAGCUUGGAAUCUGUGAAUGCAAAGUUAGUCCUCUCGACGAAACCUGUGAUAUCAACUGCAGAAGAGCAAAUGAAGAAAUUUUCAAGUUCAAGUGUCCAGAUCCGCUUGAUGGAGAUGAACCGACAUUUGUUAUCGACGGAAUCGAAACAGAUAUCGGUGGUCUGAAUAUCGAAUCUGUCGUAUGCGAAAACAGUGAAGAAUUAGAUCAGUCAAUUUUUAUCGUUUCGAUGGAGAAUGAGCAGUUCUUAGGUUUAUACAACCCUGAUCCUUCUGAACUUGUUGAUUUACUCAUUUCAUCUCGACGAAAACGAAGACAAGCUGAUCAAAUUUCCCCCCGAGAAGGACUUGGAGCAUCAAUUAUUGAACAACCAGUCGUUUGUUUCGAGCUAAAUCAAGUUGUCAUGUUCAUGGUUGAUCAAAACAACUUCCCUGUUUAUGAUGAUUCUAUCCUCUUCAAUGAAGGAGACUUCGACAAUGGCGCAUUCUUGCAGCUCGAAGAAGAUUUACAGUCCGUUACAGAGCCGACUCCUUUCUUUUAUCAGUUCAGAAGCCCCGGUGUUUUCUCUAUUCGCCUUGGUAAGAAUGACGCUGCCCGUCAUAUUUACAUCCAAGUUAUGGAAGAGGAAGGCACAUGCUUUAGCACAGGCCCAUUCUUUUCUGCGAGUCCAAGAUCAUUGAACCAAGCGAAUGUUGAGCAGAAUCAGCAAUUGUUACUCGAACCCGAUUGGAUAUUUAUUUUCUCUUUCAUCGGUCUUCUUCUCUUCAUUAUUCUCCUCUGCCUAUUUAUUUAUUGGCUUACCGACAGAUAUGGUUGGUACCAAACUGUUUACACCGAUACUUGGUACCAUCGUUUCAAUCUUGGAAUGAACCUCUUUGGCUACCACAGCCGCCAGGCUGACACAAAGAUGGAACACAAACUUCAUCCUUCUGCAAAAAUCGGAGUUGUAAAAGAAGAUGAGCUUCCAGAAGACGAACUCUUUGAUUACAAAGAGCAAAAGAAGGUCGAGGACUUCCGUGCUGACAAUGUUUUCAGUCUAAUUGACACUGAAGUGCACCGUGCAAAGAUCGAACUUGAUGACCAGGCUGCCAAUGCUGACCUUGCAUAUGCUCAGACUGAAGCAGAAACAGAGUCUCUCAAGAGAAUCUGGAAGAAUCGACUUAACAAGAUGAAGAAUAAUGACAACCAGGGCAUAAGUCAAGAUGAUCUCGACGAAUUUUCAAGAACUGAGUCUGAGAUUAUGCGAGAAAUUGCCCGCAGAAAAGCAAUCGGUGAAACGAAUGCUGCUCAACUCAAGGCGCUUUCAACAGCAGAGCGUAAGAAACUGAAAGCUGACGCUGAAUUUGAUGCAAAUUUCAUGGCACUCGCUACUGAGCUCAUGGCAUCAACUUCUGAGAACAGAAAAGACGAGAUAUCUUCGAAAAUGCGUGGUCAAAUUGAGUCCCAGCAGCGCGAUUUGCUUACAUCCGAUUUCAAAUUAAUGAAAGGUGGAAAUAACGAAGAAACAUACAGUCGCGAAGAACUUUUCGGUUCUGAUGGAAAACUGCUCAGGUCUGAUCUUAUCUCUCAAGAUGCAUCGACUGGACUUCUUAUUCCAGCCACGGGAUCGAGCGCAAAAUGCCUCAAAACAGACGCUAUUAUCACAAUAACGGAAAAUCACUGCAUCUCACCAGCUACUGGCAGAAUUUUCCCUAUUCGUGGAAAUGUUCUUCUCGAUCCAGGGCGCCUCAGACUUCUUGUUUUCGACGAAAUCACUGCAGAUGUUUCGAACUGCCUGUUGAUACCCUUCGAUUCUUCCGAUCAAGCUCUUCAGACUGUCAAAGUUCAGAGUCCAGCAAAUUUCCGACUUUGGAAGAGUGUAAUCGACAGUACUACUGGUCUUACUGUCCCAAUCAUGGCCGCGAAAAUUGUCGAUAAAAGCUGCGUUCCUGUCGGCAAAUCUACAACAUCUGCUGUCACUGGCCUUCUUGUUCCACAAGAGCCGUACGGAAUGACAGAUCAUCAAGAUGAUCAGCGACAACUCUAUCUGUUCGAAACCAAAGAUCACCAGGAUUUCGUCGCCGAAAGAAAAAUUCAUUUAUUUGAGCUUCUUCUCGACGAGCUUGAAAAAGAAGAUCCAAGUCUUGGCGAAAUCAAGAGUCUUAUUGAUAGAAUCAAUUCUGCAGUUCAAAGCCAAAUGGAAUAUGCCCAGACCAAAUUAUCUCUGCUUGAUUCUCAAUGGCGUAAUUUUACGAAUUUGGGAAGAUUCGGCGGAGUUAUCGGAUACAUGGAAUUUAAGGACACCGGAAAGCUUCUUCCUGUUAUUCACGGCUGGAAGGUCAAUGAUUGUCCGAUUCUUAAUAUUCAUUACGAUUACGAAAACGAGAAAGAUAUUCCUCUUUAUCUUUCUAAAUCUGGCGAGCCAGUAACUAUUGGAACAGAGACUAAGAACAAGUCUGGACAAUCAGGCUACGUUACUGGUUUGAAAUGGUCCAACAAGUUGAAGGUGGUUGAGGAAGUCAUCCAAGUUGGGCCUUUCUUACCGAGACACACUCCGAAUUACGUUAACGCCUUCGAACUUGAAUACGGCGCCAGAAUGAAUUUCAUCAAAAAAGUAAAGCUCAUUGCUGACAAGACUGCUGUCGACUUGGCUGAUAAGAAUACUCCGAUAAGAAAUGAUCUAGUCAACCUCAAACUGGACAAAGAUGACAUUAAGUACUACUCUCAGCAAAUAAGGGAGACAGCGAAAGAUCUCAGAAGACUACUCGAAAUUGAAGAAAAACGCAGAAAGAAUAAAAUUAUGCAGCUUGAGAACUCCGUUUCAAGCAAUGUCGUAAGCGUUUUGACCGAUUCCGAUCAAAUAGAAAAGAAAAUCUUGGAAGACGCAACUAGCGCUCUCGAUCGACUUGAUAGAAAACUUUACAACUACAUCGAAAAAGUUGAAGAUGAAGAGCAAAAUUAUCAAGACCGCCUUGCUGAUAUUGUUGGAACUGAAGAUAUGAAUCAACUAGCUAUGCUUGAACGGAGACACGAACUUGCCCAAGCUCGAGUUUUCUCUGAAUUUGUCGAGCAAAUUGAUAUCAAAUUGCACUACGUUCUUCUUCAGCUGAAUCUUCUUGGAUACAUCGAAGAUAUGGCAAAGGUCAACGCAAAUAUCGCCAAAGAUCUUGUUCGCGGAACAAUCUACGAGUCUUCUUCAGUCAUCAAUGCCGAUAUGAAUAUCCGUCUUCGAAAGAAACGAGAUGAUCGCGGAGAAAAGUUCCUUGAAAAGCUGAAAGAAAUGGUGACGAUUCUCGAACCUAACAGUAAAUAUGGCUUGUUCCAUACUGACAAGAUCGCUGUUGAAGGAGGUAGUAAGAACCUAGAAGGAUCUUCAUCUGAUGAUAUCUUCCAAAUGGUCGAACAGAACAAAUACGCUCUCAAACACAUGCUUGACGCGGAAUACGGCAAAAAAUUGGACGAAGCAUACGAAAUGUACGACAAAAAAGCGAGCGAUGAGCUAGAACAGCUACGAAGAGAAGUUUUGUCCACUAUUCCCUCGGAUCAACAUGCACGCAAAGAAAGCUUCAGACAGUUCAACGAUCAAGCAAAACGAAUCAUUGCGGAAAACGAAAGAGCAAAAGCAAUCGCAGCCGCUAGAAUUGUUGAUGAGGCUAAACGGGAAGGAAAACUCAAGGUAAGGAAAUUCGAAAAUGAUCAUCGAAGCGAGCUGGACAAGGCUGGUCUGUCGAAUCUUUUAACUGAGCAGGAAGUGGACGAUUACGUCGACGAAAUGGCCGCACGGCACAAAGCGAUCCAUGAAAUGUCGCGAGACAAAAUCGAACAUUUGUCAAAGAUCGACGACAGUCUCUGGGAAGACAUUUUCCGCCGAGAAAUUGCGCCAUUCUUCCAGCAAGCAGGUCUCAAAGAAGACGAUCUUGACGACAUGUUCUCCGAUCUUAUGGCAAGUGCGAACCUUGAAGCUUCAGAAAUUGAGCUCGCUACGGACUCAAUUGACAUUCAUCAGUCGGAAAUCAACGACCUGGCUCAAAACAUCGCGGAAAUUGAAAUGUUCAAGCAAAUGCAACAGGCAAUUGAAGACAACGACGACCUCUCGCAAGCUGAAAAAGAUAGGCUCAUUCGAGAACUUGAAGAAGCUAGGCGAAGAGCUCGAGAAAAUGCUGAUGCUGCAAGACAGAGACAAAAAGAUCGUCUCCGAGAUAGGCUGGCGCAAAGACGAGGUCUGGUUGAGCGUGGAAUGAGUAUUUCCGAAGCGGAUAAAAUCCUUGAUGAUAUUCAUCAGUCUGACGAUGCAUCUGAAUCAGAUGAAAAGCAGGAAGACUCUGAAAUGAAUGAUGAACUGAAGGAAAAUAUGCUGAAAUCGGCAGAAGAAGAAGCUAAAAGACAAGCUGAAGAGGAAAACCUCGAUCCUUCUGAUGCAGAGCGAUUGAUGCAAGAACACCUCAGAAAAGCUCAAGACCAAUACGACGCUGAAGCUCUCAAAAAACAACAAGAGCGGGAAGCUCUCCGAAAACGAAUGAAAGACCUCGCUGCGCUGAAAGCUGCGAAACGAGCCGCUGAAGCUGCCGCAAAGAAAAAACGCGAAGAAGAUCUUGCUCGAGAAAAUGAAGAGUUUGCGAACAUUGCCGGCGGUGCAGCAGAUCCAGCAGAAGUUUAUCGUAUAAUGGCAAAACGACACGCACGAGAAAUGGAGGAUUUAGAACAGGCAUUUUUCAGAGACCAAGAAAUGGCAAAACUUGAGAAACAGAACAAGAUCAGAGAAGAGCGCAUGAAACUUCGCGAAAACAUAACCGAUCCUGAAGAACUGGCUAAAUUCGACGCUGAAACUGAACGGCUUCUUGCAAAAGCAGCCAAAAUGACACCAGAAGAUCAACUUGAGCUGAUUCGACGCAAAAAUGAGUUGAAAGAACGGCAAAUGAAGGAGGUCCAAGAUGCGCUAGAAAAACUAUCACCUGAGUAUGCAAUGAAACUUGACGCAGAACGCAAAGCGCAGCAAAAAGCUGAAAUGGAAAAAGCCUCAAGAGAGGAAGCAGCAAAGGCAAUGGCUCUUGAGAUCGAACGGCAGAAGAAAGAAAAGCUCAGACGGCUCGAACAGCUUGAGGCGGAGCAGCGCAGAAAGGACGAAGAAAUGGCGAAAAAGGCGCAAGAAGAAGCUGCUGCGGAACGCGCAAAAUUAGAAAAACGAAAAGCGAUGGAGGAAAAACGACUUGAGCAGAAAACUCAAUCAAAGAUCCGAGAAGCAGCUUCAGACGAAGACGUUGAUCAGCUUAUGGCCGAUCUCAAUGCUCAAAAAGACAUUCUAAACGCCAAGUACGCCAACAGACACGCUGCUCAUCGAAAACAAAUCGAAGAGCGUCUCCGAGCUCGACAAGUCAAAAAUGCCCAGAAAGCACAGCUUGAAGCCGAGUUAUCCGAUCUCAACCAACUUGACUUUUCUCUUCCUACAGAAGAAGAGCUUCGUGAGCAAGUUCUACAUCUUGACGUCAGCGAGUACGCAGCGAAUCCUCUCGCGAUUUUGAAAGAAUUGCCUGUAAUGAAGAGCAUUGAAGAGUUUGAAAAGCGAAUUGCCGAGCAAAUGACGCUUGAUGCAAAUAAACCGGUGAAAGGAUCUAUUGGAAUGCCGUUUAUCGACGUCUUCGACAUCGAAAAUCCAACAAAUGGAGAAUUGACCGUCAUUGAAAAGUGCCCUGAAGAGCUCAAGCCCAAUUUCGUAAUGGCAACGAGACUUAUGGACGAACUUUGCUCCCGUGUCAACGCUCAGAUUCCGACGCUUCUGAUCGCUGAAACGCUACCACAUACGAACUACAGUCAUAAUGUCUUCAGAAACUCCUAUUUCUUCGAUUCUAGAGCCAACCUCGGAUACAUCCACGUUUCAAGAAUGAGAGAACCAGGCCAACUUGCUCUUCUCAUCGCGCAUUUUGCCGCGCACUUGAAAGUGAACGAGUUUACCAACGAUUCCGACCUCGGUUUCCUUUCCGCUUUCUUUGAAACUAUCCGAAUCUUGCUGCAUCUAUCUGCCAAGACGACAUCCAUGAAUCAUCCACGUGCCGCCGCGGAUCACGAUCUUCUUGAAUCACGAGUCUAUGGUCCUGCUUUGGGCUACCAGCCGAUCAAGGAUGGAAUUGUCAAUCUAAGAUACGAUCGAAAGAAAGAGCUUGCUGUCGCUGAACAACCGUCAAGGGCAAUUAUGCAAAAUGGUCAGCCGACAAAAGCAACCAAAUCUCGUCACCGUGAUCAUCUAAUUGAACUCGAAGGAGAAACCAAUCUCGAACUAGAGCAGCUUCGAAAAGGAAAAGCUCUUGCUUCAAAAGCUGGAGAAAAACAACUCGCUGAGGAAUUGGAAAUUUUGAUUCAAGAGAAGAUCAAGAUGAUCGAAGGAAUUCAUGAGAAAGUUUAA
This is a messenger RNA of Oikopleura dioica, 21177 nucleotides long. NCBI's taxonomy places the organism in Eukaryota, Metazoa, Chordata, Appendicularia, Copelata, Oikopleuridae. The record is from the annotation of a GenBank genome assembly.